Molecule: messenger RNA, 267 nt
Organism: Saccostrea echinata
Lineage: Eukaryota; Metazoa; Mollusca; Bivalvia; Ostreida; Ostreidae
Product: cyclopentanol dehydrogenase-like
Exons: 4
Coding region: 10-267 (85 amino acids)
Source: RefSeq, a predicted model, not a curated record
AAUGCUGGUAUGGGGAGGCCUAUGCCAAUUUCGACGGAAACAGAAGAAAACUUUGAUGAAAUUAUGAACGUCAAUAUCAAGUCAGAGUACUUUCUCACACAGCUAGCAAUACCAUAUCUUAAGGCCAAAAAGGGUUGCAUCAUCAAUAUAUCAAGUGUAUUGUCUACUGUCACAUCGAAGAUCCCUGGAAAUUGUUCUUAUUCCAUGUCCAAGGCAGCCAUGGAUGCCUUCACUCGAGGGUUAGAACAUGAGUUAGCGCCCUUUUGA